Messenger RNA from Lycium barbarum (goji berry), 864 nucleotides. RefSeq lists its product as uncharacterized. The transcript is spliced from 2 exons. The record is from RefSeq and is a predicted model, not a curated record. Bases 1 to 864 code for a protein of 287 amino acids. NCBI's taxonomy places the organism in Eukaryota, Viridiplantae, Streptophyta, Magnoliopsida, Solanales, Solanaceae.
AUGCCGGAUAUUACAAAAUAUGAUGGGACGAUGGGCCCGCAGGAGCACGUGACCUCAUAUACUUGUGCCAUAAAAGGCAACGAUGUCGACGAGGAUGAAAUCGAGUCCGUAUUGUUGAAAAAGUUUGGUGAAACACUAUCCGAAGGGGCAUUGACCUGGUACGACUAUCUGCCCGAGCAUUCCAUCACUUCUUUUGAGAUGCUCGCAGAUGCGUUUAUCAAAGCCCAUGCCGGGGCCAAGAAGGUACAGGCAAGAAAGGCGGACAUUUUUAGGAUCACCCAAACAGAUAAUGAGCUACUCCGAGAGUUUGUGAGUAGGUUCCAAAUAGAACUAAUAGAGCUUCCUUCAAUCCCAGAAGAAUGGGCAGCUCAAGCUUUCACUAAGGGAAUCAAUCCCCGAAGCUCAACUGCCUCGUUUAAAUUAAAGGAGAACUUAUUGGAAUACGAGGUAUUAAUAUGGGCCGAUGUCCAUAACAGGGAUAUUCCGAGGUUAUCAGAGUACAACUUCAACAUUAACACCACAGAUCUUGUUUCGGCAAUUGGCCAUAUCAAGGAUGCCAGAUGGCCGAGGCCAUUGAGAUCCGAUCCAGCUCAAAGAGAUCCAAGCGUGAUGUGUGAGUAUCAUGGGACUCAUGGCCAUAGAACUGAAGAUUGUCGCCAAUUGAAGGAAGAUGUGGCCUGGCUGUUAAAAAAUGGUCACCUUCGUGAAUUCUUGAGUGAGCGAGCCAAAGGCCACUAUAAAGGUAGGGAAAAUCACAAACAGGUCGAGCCCGUGGAUCCAAAAUACGUGAUCAAUUUGAUAAUUGGAGGAACAGAUGCUCCGCGGGGACCGAUGAUGAAAAGAACAAAGGUUUCAAUUGUAUGA